Messenger RNA from Protobothrops mucrosquamatus (brown spotted pit viper), 513 nucleotides. Its product is annotated as lysine-specific demethylase 6A-like. The record is from RefSeq and is a predicted model, not a curated record. NCBI's taxonomy places the organism in Eukaryota, Metazoa, Chordata, Lepidosauria, Squamata, Viperidae. The transcript is spliced from 5 exons. The coding region runs from base 1 to 513 and encodes 170 amino acids.
AUGAAAUCGUGUGGAGUGUCGCUCGCCGCUGCCGCCGCCGCCGCCGCUGCCUCUACUGCUUUCGGUGAUGAGGAAAAGAAAAUGGCGGCGGGGAAAGCGAGCGGCCAGAGCGAGGAGGACUUCGCCAGCCUGACAGCGGAGGAAAGAGAAGUCCUCUCUGGCCUCGACAGCCGACUCUUCGGAUUUUUAAGGCUUCAUGAAGAUGGCGCCAGAACGAAGGCCUUGCUGUUAAAGGCUGUUGGCUGCUAUGAAUCGUUAAUAUUAAAAGCAGAAGGAAAAGUUGAAUCAGAUUUCUUUUGCCAGUUAGGUCACUUCAACCUUUUAUUGGAGGGCGACCUGCUCUCCAACAACAAGCAAAAACAGAUGGGAUGGAAUAGGCACAUCCGGCGCAAUUACAAAUGCAGGAAGUCAGACUUAGAUCAGAGUUCUGUAAAACUCACCAAAGUAUGGAAAUGUGAGAGCCCAGGAAAAACAAACAAGUUUAUCGCAGAAGCUGAAGUUCCACUAAGAUAA